Aspergillus aculeatinus CBS 121060 is the source of this 1022-nucleotide messenger RNA. RefSeq names its product PQ-loop repeat-containing protein. The record is from RefSeq and is a predicted model, not a curated record. Bases 40 to 870 code for a protein of 276 amino acids. Lineage: Eukaryota; Fungi; Ascomycota; Eurotiomycetes; Eurotiales; Aspergillaceae. The transcript has 3 exons.
CAGCAGGUCUUGUGUUGGGUGACAAGAUCGACCUCUCUGAUGCUGCACAACGUGUUUCGCAUCAUUGGCCUCGGCCUGACCGUCUACUCAUUUCUCCCUCAACUGCAGCUCAUCCAUUCCAGCAAGGACACCUCAGGCCUGUCGCUCUUUUCCGUCGUCCUCAACACCAUCUGCGCUACGGAACAGUUCCUCAUCGGCCUGAUCUACAUAAGCCUUCCCCAUGGCGCAGACUUCUUCAUCGAAAACCCCAAGUCCUGGGGCGACUGGCUGAACUUUUGCCAACUCGCCACUGUCUGGGUGCUUUUUGUUCUCCAAUUUGGCAUGUGUCUCUGGUAUCCAUCGCCGGGACUAUCCCGCAGACGAAAGAUCUACGCGGCAACUCUCUACGGCAUCUUCCUCGCCAUCUCCCUCGCACCAGGGGCGUUGCUCAUCGUGUUGCUCUACCAAGACCCAGACGCCGAUCUCACGCACGCGAUCUUCAGCGGCUGCCAUCUUCUGUACGUCAACCCGGCGGUGCCGUGGCUAGGUCUGGGGUCGGUUCUGUGUCAGGUGGUCACCUUGAUUCGCUCAGGGCCCCAGCACCAAAGUGGCAUCAGUGUGCGGGGGCUGGGUGCUCAGGCGGCUGUGUUUCUGCUGCUCGCGGGGACCUGGCCAUUUCGGGUCACCUGUCCACCUUUCCCAGAAGACUAUCCGCUGUCCUGGCCGUUGGUCUAUGCCUGGUUCCUGUGGGUGGGGUGGCCGGCGGUGGACAGUCUGAUUUUCGCGGUCGGACAGGGGCUUUUGUUCUUGCUGGCGGCGCGGAGACGUGCUGUUGUCGGCACUUUGGAGGCUGUCGCAGGGGAAACUGAGCCUUUAUUGGCGAGCAGGUAGUAAGGAAGUCUUUUUGUGUCGAGGACAGUACGAUAUGCAGGCCACCAGGCUAAGAAGGGUUCCACCAGAUUUGCACCGGGUACCGCAAUCUUGGGUCGGUUGUUCUUGGGCAAAUCCACCCCUUCCCUGGCUGAAUUAAGCUUGGACGCCAA